Molecule: messenger RNA, 1707 nt
Organism: Anthostomella pinea
Lineage: Eukaryota; Fungi; Ascomycota; Sordariomycetes; Xylariales; Xylariaceae
Source: the annotation of a GenBank genome assembly
AUGCCGUGGCUUUCGGCCGAGGCUGACUCGUCCAACCCGGAAACACUCAAUGAGAUCCCGCUCGAUGACAGCAGCUCCAAGCUACCGAGAGGCUCGGUCGACUCUCGCAAGGCGGGGACUGCUCAGCGACUUUCCGAGCUGCGAGCAGAGAUGAAAGCGAACAAGGAACAGAUCGAACAGCUCACGGAAGCCCACCGCGCUGUCCAGACCGCGGUGUCUGGUAUCCAUGCGACGCAAGAGUACAUGAGUGUGGCGCCGAUGAGGGGAUCAGUCGACAACAACAUGCCGCCGGCGCGUAACGCAAGCACGCGUACCAAUGCCAGCAGGUACUCCGAGGUGCAGGCCCAGUCCGACCGCCCGGCGCAACCGCUCGACCAGCCCCCCGGAAUAGACCGACAAGGAUGGGUCGACGACGAGUACUACGACACCAACCCGUGGUACGGCAAAGGCAAGGAGAAGCCCGUCUUCAGUCUCGGAAAGCCGCUGCCGCACAAAAGCCGAGCCUGGUCAAAGAAGAAGCAACCCAAGAAGAAGCCUUCAGAGGCCGACCCGGAGAAAGGGGAAGCCGGCGUGAGCCCGAAGAAAUCCAAGAAGGGGAAGCGCGUGCAGAUCGCAGAGGGCGAGGACCAGGAGAUGAUGGGUAAGGACGGCCCGAACCAGAAUGGUGCUGGGUCGCCUCCUAUUUACGACCAUCAGCCCUGGGAGACCGACUUCCGUGUACCUGACCUCAAUGCCGGCGGUGGCAGUCGGAAGAGGGGCCCCGGGUAUGAGGAAGGUUCCAAGUACAAGGUUGACGGCGAGCCCGUGGGCCAGACUAAAGACGACGAGGCCGAGGAAGGCGAGACUGAUCCGGAAGAUCUCAGGAACUGGUGGGCUCGCAUGCGCGCAAAGUACCCCGAGCCGCUCGCUGAAUUCGCUUGUACUGGCCUGUCGGUUUUCCUCGGACUCUGUGCCACCCUCAGUGUCAACCUGAGUGCCAAUCAGGAGACGCAGUACGGCACCUACGAGACUGCUUGCUGGGCAUGGGGCUUCGCCUUCAUGCUGGGUAUCUACUUAGGCGGUGGCGUUUCCGGAGCGCACAUGAACCCAGCCAUCAGUAUCUGCUUGUCAAUCUUCCGUGGCUUCCCCUGGCGCCAAUGCGCCAUGUACAUCGUCGUGCAGUUUCUCGCCAGCAUCACGGCCGGAGCCAUGGCCUACGGCACCUACUACGACGCCAUCCACUACGUCGAUCCGACCAUGUCGUCGUCAUACAAGAGCUUCUUCUCCUCCCCGCAGGACUGGGUCUCGGUCGAAGGGGCGUUCUUCUCGCAGUUCGUCGCUGGAGCGGUCAUGAUGAUUGCCGUGUUCUCCCUUGGUGACGACCAGAACAACCCUCCUGGAGCCGGAAUGCAUGCUUUGAUCCUCGGUUUCCUCCAAGUUACCCUGAAGUUCUGCCUGGGCUACAACACCGGUUCUUCCCUGAACCCCGCGUCUGACUUCGGCCCCCGUCUCGUCGCCCUGUGGGUAGGCUACCGCACCCCAGCCCUGUUCGACAAUGCCUGGUGGAUAUACGGCCCGUGGGCCGCGGCUCUGACUGGGGCGUUGGCGGGCUGCAUCUUCUACGAUCUGUUCAUCUUUGUCGGGAGCGAGUCGCCGGUAAACUACCGAAUUCCCAAGGCUCUGCAUAACCGCAAGAAGCAGAUCAAGAACAUUGGGCGGAAGUUCUGA